Rotaria sordida is the source of this 657-nucleotide messenger RNA. The record is from the annotation of a GenBank genome assembly. Lineage: Eukaryota; Metazoa; Rotifera; Eurotatoria; Philodinida; Philodinidae.
AUGUCGAAUAUUCAACGAGCACGUCGUAUUCCAAAUGCUGAUGGUCAAAUUUUAAUUGAAAAUUGGGUUGAAGAACGUGCAACUGAACAUCUUGAUCAUCGACUUGAACAACAAGAUAAAAAUCAACCAACUUCACCAUCAACUACAAAAAAAAAUUCUCAUACUGCUUUAUUAACACAAAAUUUCGAAGCUCCUCUUGAUAAUGUAACAACAUAUCGUCAAUAUUAUUAUCAAUUUGGACCAUUUGAACAAAAAGAACAAGGUGCACGACGUAAACGUCUUGAACAUGAAUUAACACGUCAAGUUACAUCAGAAUUAAAUGCACAAAAACGUGAAUAUGAUGAAAAUCUACGUCAAGAACGUAUUGUUGAUUCGAAUAGUGAAUAUCGUACACAAUAUAGUAAAGAAUUUGAAUCCAAACCACCACCAGCUACACAACCUCAUGACCUUUUACAUGAAAUGCCUGUUUCAUUCUGGACUGAACAUCGACAUACAAAUCAUGGCGUUACACAAUUGAAAACAUUUAAUAGUCCAUUCCAUCGAAAUGCAACUUUUAGUACACCUGUUGAACUUACACAUGAAGGUGCUCGUCCUCAUGAAAUGGAAAACUGGCCAAAUUAUGCGCAAAAAUCACUUAAUGACGCUAAAAUUUGCUAA